Messenger RNA from Alosa alosa (allis shad), 1056 nucleotides. RefSeq lists its product as uncharacterized. The coding region runs from base 216 to 929 and encodes 237 amino acids. The transcript is spliced from 2 exons. The record is from RefSeq and is a predicted model, not a curated record. Lineage: Eukaryota; Metazoa; Chordata; Actinopteri; Clupeiformes; Clupeidae.
GACAAUAAGACCUCCUUGCCAUAACACAAGGUGCAUCAGUGUUAACAAACACUGUAGUCACAUGCUAUAGGUAUACACCUCUAUGCUUAAAAGCCCCUCAACAACAUACCAGUGAGUAUGUUUCCAUGGUAGCCCAUGUGCUAUGAAGAGGGCUUUGUGAAACAAACCCCAAAUUGCCUAGUGUGGAGAGGUGUUUGUGUCCCUUGAGAGGCAUCAUGAGUUUACUCAUCAGGUGUAUGGGAUUUCUCUCCUUUCUGCUGCUUCUCUCCUCGAGCCAAUAUAACCUGUUCGCUUGGGUGAAUCACACAAAUGUGCACAAGGCUCUACUGGACAUGCUUCAUAACAAUAACAGCAAGGCUAUCCCAACGCGCCCUGGAGAUGAAGGUGCCAGGGUCUUCUGGGCCACGUGGAUGCCUUUCCCAUUGUCACAGGAACCAGACGAGCAGAUGGACUGGUGGGCACCCAUCCUGCAAGUCCUGAGAAUCCACAACCUUAAAGGCUGGACAGAGAAGGAGAAAGGGCUAAUUGACCAUGCCUGGGAGAAAUUCUGGAUGAUGUUCAAACACACAGACCCUGUAAAGGACAUGAAGCAGAUCACUUUGAAAAGAAGGAAGUCUAAAAUCUCACCACCCUCAAAGAUAUCCUCAGGAUUCAGCUGGCACUGGUUUAUUGUAUUUGUUAUAGCUUACAUCUGGAAGUUGAGAGGAAGAAUCACCAGUAGUGAAAUAACAAUAGAGAGUCUCUCUGAGCAACUCAAUACACAGACUCAUGACCUGGAGAAGAUGCUGGAGCUGCUACAGCAGAUGCAGGAAAGUCUGGACCACCUGGAGAAUCGCUAUAAUGCCAUUAGCCAAACCAGAAGGAGGAGGAGCAGGGCACAGCAAGUUACACAGAUUGCCUUUUCUGAUUCAUCGAUAUCCUCAGACUGAGACUUCCCCCUCUGGAGCGGUGCUUUUUAGCCCUAAGACAAAGAGGCAUGAGCCUCAGUGAAUGUCUUUUUCCUCCUGUCACUACUACAAUUCAGUUCAGAUUCUCAGUAAGCUGUGGUUAAUGUUA